This is a messenger RNA of Chaetura pelagica (chimney swift), 2052 nucleotides long. Its product is annotated as interleukin-1 receptor-associated kinase-like 2. The transcript has 12 exons. NCBI's taxonomy places the organism in Eukaryota, Metazoa, Chordata, Aves, Apodiformes, Apodidae. Gene Ontology annotation, biological process: protein phosphorylation. Gene Ontology annotation, cellular component: plasma membrane. The coding region runs from base 43 to 2052 and encodes 669 amino acids. Gene Ontology annotation, molecular function: ATP binding; protein kinase activity. The record is from RefSeq and is a predicted model, not a curated record.
UACGUGAUAACUGAUCAGACAGAGCUGCGGAAAAUCAAGUCCAUGGAGAAGACAGGGAUCAGCAUCACUCGGGAGCUCAUGUGGUGGUGGGGAGUGAGGCUGGCAACAGUGCAGCAGCUCCUGGACCUGCUGCAGGGGCUGCAGCUCUACCGGGCAGCUCAGGUCAUCCUGGACUGGACAUCAGCCUCUAACAUCCCCAACUCUGGAAAAGAAGAGCUGGUAGAGCCACCUAAACAGGAGAACAUCUCUUUAACUCCCACAGGAAACAAAAAUAAAGAGACAGAAAAAGAGAUGAGUCUUUUGCCAGCACCAGACUCUUCACACGUGGGAGUGUCACCAGCAGGUGUUUCAGGUGCUGUUUCUGAAGGAGCCUUGUGUUCACUCCCUUCUCCACCACCUCCCCCAAGAGACCUUUUGAAAUCCUUACAGUCAAAUCCUCCUGUCUCAUCAAGUGUGAAGCCUUGCAGCUCUUCUGCUCCGCAGCAGGAGACGAUGACGGAUCUCCCCAGCGGGAGCCUGUUGUGGACCCAGAGGGAAGUCACUAAUGCCACAGAUGGUUUCAGUGACAAGGGCAGGAUCUGUGAAGGUACUUUUGCAGAUGUCUACAAAGGUCAGAGGAACAACAUGGUGUAUGUCAUCAAAAGACUGAAGGAGGUGGAGUGCACCAGCCCAGAUUCCACCCAGAGGUUCUUCCACACAGAAGUGCAGAUCUGCUUUCGGUGUUGUCACAUCAACAUUUUGCAGCUGCUGGGUUUCUCAGUAGAAACUGGAUUGCACUGCCUGAUAUAUCCAUACCUGCCUAAUGGAUCCCUGCAAAACAAGCUGCAGUGUCAAGAUGGUUCUGCUCCUUUGACCUGGGAGAUGCGAAUCAGCAUUUCUCUGGGACUGCUCCGAGCUGUGGAGUAUUUACAUAAUUUUGGGAUUCUUCAUGGGAAUAUCAAAAGCUCAAAUGUCUUGUUGGAUGAAAACUUUACCCCAAAGCUUGGACACUCGGGUCUGCGAUUGUGUUCUGUUGAUAAAAAAUCAACAUAUGCUGUGAUGAAAACCAAAGUCCUACAAGCUUCUCUUACUUACCUGCCAGAAGACUUUGUCAGACAUGGGCAGUUAACAGAAAAAGUGGAUAUAUUUGGCUGUGGUGUGGUCUUAGCAGAGGUACUGACAGGGAUUAAGGCACUGGAUGAAGCAAGACACCCCAUUUAUCUGAAAGAUAUGAUUGCCAAUGAAAUUGAAACAGCUAAAGAAAGCUCAUGUUCCAAAGUGAAGAAUGUUGAAAAGGUGGCUGCCAAGGAGAUCUGCUGUAAAUACCUAGACAGGAGAGCAGGCCACUUGCUGGAGGAGGUUGCUGUUGAUUUUGCCUCAGCCGUGUGUCUGUGCCUGAGGAAGAAGCGUCCCACCAUAGCAGAGGUGCUUGAAAUGAUGGAAAUGGCUGAAAAUAAACUAACAGAGCAUUACCUGUGCGGAGGCAGCAUUUCCGGGUUCUCCAUUAACACUCCCGAGGAAACGGACGACGAGACAGCGAGCACGGAGGUGCCUCCCCCCGGGCCGGGGGGCACGGAGCCCGCGGGGCGCGUCUCACCUGGCACAGGGCAUGUCUCACCUGGCACAGGGCAUGUCUCACCUGGCACGGGGCGCGUCUCACCUGGCGCGGGGCACGGGCAGGUGUCCCGGGUGCCGUGUGAGUCCGAUGAGUCAAGUAGCUUCGUAUGGAAUCCUUCGGAGAGAUGUGCAGAUGAGCUGUCCAGCACCAGCUCUCACGAUCCGGGGAACGUGGCAGCCUCUGAGUGGAAGGUAAAGCAGGAAAAACCUGCGAAUGGGCUCCAGGAGAGAAGUGCUGCCUGCACCAGAGGUGCCCAUGCCUUGGAAGCAGCGGCUGCUGCUCAGAGCACCUUCCCAGAAAGGAAUGCAGACCUGGACUCCUCGUGUUCUUCACAAGCAGCAGGCAGAGAGACAUCUUGGAAAAUAAAGAUAAAUGAUCAAAAAAAGAAGCUCAUGGAAAAUAUUUUGCUGUAUGAAGAAGACAAAUUAAACAGUUCUGAACUUUUUGAAUCAUAA